AUGUAUGUGACAAGACCAGUUUCUUUGUACAAGAGAAACCCUGGUGCUCUUUCAGAACCUCCAUUAGGACCAAAUUCAGGUUAUCUUGUAAUCUGGGAUUUACCUCCUGCUUACACUUGUUUUGGUUUGUGUGAGGACCGAAGAAUCAAGCAUCUUCCUUUCCCUCAGGACAAGGACUUGACCGUCACAUAUGUUGUACAAUCAGGUCAACAACAACACCAAUCCAGGGACAAGGUCUUGUUUAUCCCAGCAUUGAAUCAGCCAUUGUCUUCAAACCGCUACUAUGCCAUAAGAAGGCAGGGGAAACAUCAAGGCCAAGCGAGUACAAGUUCAAGGGAAGAGGACAAGACUACUUGUUUAUGCUGCAGCUUUGUCCACGAUGUUAAACCAAGACCCUUGGUUCCUUCUGAUGAUUAUCAGCAGGUUGAAGUGAUCAAGAAGAGGCAUGGUUUUCAAGCAAAGUCUGUUGCCACAGAUGGAGUUCCACAAGACUACUUGAGGAGAAAAGGUUGGAAUGUUGAGGCUAACACUCCCCGCAAUUACCAUUUGGAUGAAGCUGCAGGCUCCAGUGACUCUUUACGUUCCAAGCUUCCAGAUUUCAACUUUCCAUUGUCUAAUGAUAGUUCUAUAUCAGUGGUAGUUGGAAAGUGGUACUGCCCUUUUAUGUUUUUGAAAGAAAGAAUGGGAUUAAAGGAGCAGAUGAAAAUGUCCAUGUUCUAUGAGGUCACACUUCUGCAAAGAUGGGAAAAGAUAUUUUCCAAGGAAAAUGGAAUCAGUGGAGAAGAUACAGUGCUUGUAGAUGUUGUUAUACAAACAGAAGUUGUGAAGGUUGCAGGAAGGGAUGCUGUAUGGGAUGAAAAUGGUGUGGCUGAUAGGGUGUUGUGGUUCAAGAGCUUUGAAGAUGCUGGUAAAGAGAUAUGUGUUGGGUUGUGUUUGGAAGUGAUUGAGAGAAUGCAAUGGGAGCAAGAAAGAGUUGGAUGGAAAGCAAGUAAUGGAAGGCAAGAGAGUGUGAUGAGAGUAGAGGAGUUUAGAGGAAUAAACAAGUGGGAAAAAUUUGGUUGCUAUAUGCUGGUAGAGAGUUUUGUCUUUAGGAGAAUGGAUGGAAGUGUGGUGCUGACAUAUGAUUUCAGACAUCCACAUCAAAUUAAGUGCAAAUGGGAAUGA
This is a messenger RNA of Sphenostylis stenocarpa, 1164 nucleotides long. Lineage: Eukaryota; Viridiplantae; Streptophyta; Magnoliopsida; Fabales; Fabaceae. The record is from the annotation of a GenBank genome assembly.